ACAACGGGCACGCCUACAGCACGCGGUUGAACCAUUUGAGGUGAGGGAGAAAUAUAUGCGUGUAAUCUUCUGUUGGAUUUCGUGAAACGAGGUCAAGACAAAGAAAAGCACGUUGUUUGUUGAUAGAUAUUUAGAUCAUGAUCAUGACCUACCAGGAUCAAACAGAUAUUGACUAUGAAACAAGUCUGGCAGCAGAGGGACUCAUGUUAAUGUCAAAUGUUGUGGUCGCUUCAAAUAUGGUACAACGAACAGCUGACGAGAAAAAUAUGGCAGACGUUACCACAGAGAAGACAGACUCUUUGUUCAAUCUUGCCAGUAUUCUCACGGACCUGGGGAAGAUCAGGCAGCAACAUAUUGACCAUGACUAUUUUAGAGGGGAAAUGAAGAGAGUUCAUCUGAGAUCUUUACAAAAUGACGGGAGUUUCAUUGAUAAAUCUACAAAAGACAAGAAACGAAAGCGCGCAAAAGCGACCCCGCCCACUUCAGUAGCUGAAGGUUCCGACGAAGAUGAUGGCUCUGUGUGUAAUGCGAAGAAGAAGCUGCAUCAAUGUUAUUAUAAGGGAUGUGCCAAAAUGUACGGGAAAAGCUCACACUUGAAGGCACACCUGCGAACACAUACUGGAGAGCGUCCAUUCCCCUGCACUUGGUCAGGCUGUGAUAAGAGAUUCGCCAGGUCAGAUGAAUUGGCCCGACAUUUGAGGACACACACAGGAGAGAAGAGGUUCUGCUGUCCCUACUGUGAAAAGCGGUUUAUGAGGAGCGACCAUCUUAACAAGCAUGCGAGACGUCACCCAGAAUUUGAUCCCAUCGUACUGCAGAGGUCAAGGUUAAGGAAGAAUGGUGCCAGUCCUGCCACUCCGGGCGAAGAAACUGACCGCUGAACUGGGAAAAUCCAGAAACUGGUUUAAAUGGUUUAAAAAUCAAAAGGAUAUAAGGAUCUGUCAAUUACACAUAGCAAACACUCAUUGAGAUUCAUCAAUUGUGGGGUAGAAUUAUUGUGGGCUGGUCUAUAUUUUAACAUUGUUUGAGAAAUGAGACAGCACGUACCCUUGCAUGUAUAAGUAGAAUAUGAUUCGAGAGCUCAACUGCUUUGAAUUCAGUGAUAAAAAGUACGAAGCAUUCUAUACACAUAUCACAAUGUGCCAGCGAGAAAGUUCUUUGUAGCAAAUAUAUAUACACAAUGUACUCGAUCAUAUGUACAUAAAAUCAAAUUGUAUAUUUUUUUCAUGUUGUGUGGAUCUCAUGGAAUGUUUCUAUUUAUGUUAAAUUCAAGUAAUCAAUAAACUGAUUGCUGAAUGUCAACAAUGCAAUGUACGAUGAAGCUGGGUGUGUAUUUUGCCAAUGGGGGAAACCCAUUCUGAUAAAUUUGUGAAAUGUUGAAAAAGAUAGAUAUAGUGUUCUUAUAAAUGUUAUAAAAUUGAUUUUUUUUGCUCUGUAUGUAUUUGUUUCCUAACGAUGUGUUCACUCAUCAGAGGAAUACUAUGUACAAACUUACUGCAAGUAGUGUUAUUUUCAUAUUUUGUCUCUGUGAUGUAAAACUGUGUUGAUAUCAAGAAAUGCAGGUAGAUUUAAAUAUUUUUAUGAGAGAAAAUUAAGAAACCAUGUGUAAUUUAUUUUACUACAAUAUGGAGUUUUAACGUGUUUCAUGUCUUGAUCACAUGUACUGAAUAAUCGCCCUCCGGUUUGUUGUUGCUACUGGUUUGCAUUAGAAAAGUUUGGGACAUGAAUAGUCUUAUUAUGGAUGUUGUUAUGGAAUAUGGCUUCUGUUUAUGUGGUUGGAAUACAAUGUUUGUCAGAUUACACUAAUGGCCAGUUGUUAAGCAGUUCUAGAUACCAAACAAAUGGCACAGAUAUAUUAAAUUAUCUGUAAAUUUUUCCUCAGUUGUACACAUGUAAUAUAGUGGGAGUGAACAAGGUCAAAGGAAGGCAGGGAUAAAAAAGGGGGGGGGGGGUAUAGGGAUAAAGGGAGGUACAUGUAAUACGAAUAAAAGAUCAAGAGAGAGAGGGGGGUGAGAAUGGAGAGGGUAGGAGUAGGGGGAACCCUAGUUAAUGCUCUUUGUAUUCACUGAUACUCACAGAUCUGAUAUAAUGUUGAUUUUUGCAGUGAUAAUGAUUAAUCUCUUGUGUAAUGAAACUUGUGGGAGAUGAUCACAAUAUGCUAUCGAGUACCUGAUGGGGCGGUAGUUGAUUUGAUUAGAAUUGUGUGUAUUGUGGUUUUUUACUUGUCAUGUUCAGUUGUAGUAAGUACAUAGACAAUGUACACAUUUAUAGGUUUGGUAGAGGUACAGUUUUUGUGCGUUUCUCGGUCUGUUGGUCAGUUUGUUGCUCGGGUGUCUUGCCUCUGACCUAUUGCCAGGUUGUGUUCCUUUGAUAUGUGGUGUUUUCCCUUACCAUUUGUUAUGUGAUUUUUUUUUUCACUUUUAGUGAAAUUUCACCAGUCCCCAGGAUCAUAAAAUUGAUGUAAACUUAAGUCAAGCUAUCCAUGAUCUGUUAGAUGCAUAUUGUAUAUAAAACUGAUCCUCAGCACGUGUAAUGAACAGCACUCUGAAUAUCUAGAUUUAUAGACUGAAUCAUUUUAUUUGAUGACUGUCCACCGCUACAUAUAGUUGUAUAAGACUUGGGUAGAAGCUCUGAUGUGAUUCUGGGGUUAGUAAUACGAGGGUAGAAGCUCUGAUGUGAUUCUGGGGUCAGUAAUACGAGGGUAGAGCUCUGAUGUGAUUCUGGGGUUAGUAAUACGAGGGUAGAAGCUCUGAUGUGAUUCUGGGGUCAGUAAUACGAGGGUAGAGCUCUGAUGUGAUUCUGGGGUCAGUAAUACGGAGGUAGAAGCUCUGAUGUGAUUCUGGGGUCAGUAAUACGAGGGUAGAGCUCUGAUGUGAUUCUGGGGUCAGGAGUCCUGUUAAAAGUGAUACAUUGCCAUAUGAUUGACACAUGUAUGUUGAUGAUAUUUAACUUUCAUUUAUUGUUGUUUGUAUUCUAUCAGAGAAAUCCAGUUUGCUACAAAUAUUUUUUUUUCUGAUGUACUCUCUAUUGCUAACUUAAUUCCAAGUGAAAACAGUGAACGAUUUCCACAUGAUAUAGCAUUAGCAGGUGAAGUAUUUUCUACAAUGGUUUGAUGUUUUAUGAUGGUAUAGAAUUAUACACAGGUAAAUACCAAAAGUCUGCAUUUGUGAUUUUUCUAGACAGUAUGGUCGUUGGUAGCAAAGGAUUCAUACUUUCAUAAUUGAGAGGUGUUUGAAAGUCGCACGCGUGUACACAAGGAUGUGAAAGGGGUUUAGCCUGUGAAUUUACAUGUUGUUUUUUUUUCAUGAUUAUAAUCGUGUUAUUGCGUUGUAUGUACGAUAGUUGAAGAGUUAUAUUCUAAUGGUGAUUUUGCAAAAGAGUUUGCAUAUGUAAAAUCUUUCAUUUCACUGUCUUAAGCAAUCUCUUCACAGACAAAAUGCUUCCACGUCAUCAAUUGCACAUAAAAACAUGAAGAUACCAAAAAUGAAAAUUGUUUCAGUUUUCAGCAUUGUGGUGUGCAAAGACUAUUUUCAAGGUCUUAAUUCAUUCCAUUUCGUGAUAACUAUGUGAUUGAAAAUUUUCUUGUUUGGAGAAUUUUUUAAAAUUCAUGCUUAUUACUACAUAGACAAUUUACUACAUGUAUAUGUACAUAGAUAUUGUAUGUGUUACAUACACAUUCUCUAUAUUGUGUUGUAAAACAUAUACAGUUUACUACAUGUACAUUGUAUAUAUACAUUGUAGAUAUUGUAUAUGUGACAUAUACGCAUUGUGAGUAUUGCAUUGUGUUAUAUACACACUGUAGGUAUAAUAUUGUGUUAUAUACACACUGUGGGUAUAUCAUUGUGAUAUAUACAUACUGUGGGUAUAUCAUUGUAAUAUAUACACACUGUGGGUAUAUCAUUGUGAUAUAUACACACUUUGCAUAUAACAUUGUGUUAUAUACACACUGUGGGUAUAUCAUUGUGAUAUAUACACACUUUGGGUAUAACAUUACGUGUAUUGUAUGUAUGAUUGGUGCUAACCUGUGUGAUUCAUACUGAUAUCGAGAUCUGUCCAUAUAUAUAUUGUUGUUCCAUUCAUUUGAAAUACAUUAUAACAUUUUAGUGAAAGGGUUUACUUGCAGAUCUGAUUCAUCAAAAACCUGUUAUUUUACCAUACCAAGCAAAUAAUUCUGAGUCAGCAUUUAUUAUGAUGAUCAUUAUUUUUCAGAUCUGAAACUAUCUAUCCAUGUAUAUCUUCCUGCAGAGACAUGUAUAUGUUCAAAAUAAAAAGUGUGUAAAUUUUUAUUUUUUAAUAUUUGGUGCAAAAUGAGAGUAAAUUGUCUUGAAAUACCAGACAAGAAGCCAUCCUGGAGGUGAGAUAUCAAUGAUAUUGAAGAUGUAUAGUUUUUGUACAGAAGUUUGUAACUUUUAUCUUUUAAACAAACAGUAUGAAAUACAUGUAUGUUACUCCAUUAGUAGUGGGUGUUUUAGUCUCCGUUUUUGAGUUGUACCUGUAAAUAAUUUUAUUUUUGUUGAUGUUGAAUUAUAUAUCUAGUUAUAAUGUAACUGUUUCAUCGAAUUCAUUUGUGGCAAUAAAAAAUUUUGUCUCAUGCAAA
Messenger RNA from Ostrea edulis (European flat oyster), 4597 nucleotides. RefSeq names its product Krueppel-like factor 9. The transcript has 4 exons. Lineage: Eukaryota; Metazoa; Mollusca; Bivalvia; Ostreida; Ostreidae. Bases 138 to 881 code for a protein of 247 amino acids. The record is from RefSeq and is a predicted model, not a curated record. Gene Ontology annotation, molecular function: DNA-binding transcription factor activity, RNA polymerase II-specific; RNA polymerase II cis-regulatory region sequence-specific DNA binding. Gene Ontology annotation, biological process: regulation of transcription by RNA polymerase II.